Molecule: messenger RNA, 2505 nt
Organism: Penicillium expansum
Lineage: Eukaryota; Fungi; Ascomycota; Eurotiomycetes; Eurotiales; Aspergillaceae
Exons: 2
Coding region: 1-2505 (834 amino acids)
Source: RefSeq, a predicted model, not a curated record
AUGGCUUCGUCGCGGGAGUCGCAGCGCUCACUGCUAUCCGAAGAUUCGAUCGACGCUCCACCCCAACGUUCUUGGAAUCCACUCAACAAUCGCCGAGCCGACUCGGAUUAUCGCUAUCAUGCCCCCUCAGACAGCACCAGCAGCUGGUCCGAGGAAGUCCUGCGCGAUGUUGGUUUGGGCAUCUCGAACUCAUCGGGCGACACCAUCCCCGCAGAACUCCCAGCAGACAAGCGCCAUUCGACCGAUAGCACUGCGACUACGACUCCAAAUACCUACAAUAUUCCGGAGACUCCGCAGACUCCACAUGCCCACUCCCAUGUGCGGUGUCCCAACCGAGCAACUGUUCUCCAGAGACGUCUCUCGUGGGUCCCGUUGACGGUCUUGAUUCUCGCUAUCUAUGCCACCAUUUUCUCGGGUAUCUAUCUCGUUAUUGCGCUGCGCAAGCCCCGAUGGCGCAAUAUCUCUAUCCACGGGCCGUUGGUUCCGUCUACGGCAGCUUUGUUGAGCUCAUUUUUUGCGAAGACGAUCGAGCUGGCAUAUGUGACGAUCUGCGUCGCGUUUCUAGGACAGGUGCUUAGUCGGAGGGCUUUGAUGAGGGAUUCUCGGGGAAUCAGCAUUUCGGAUAUGAACAUGAGAGCCUGGAUUAUGCAGCCCGGAUCUAUGAUCGUGCAUUGGGAGGCGCUACGAUAUUCGGCGCUCACUUUCCUCGGGUCGGUUGCAUUAGUUGCGACGUUCGUGGCGAUGCUAUACACCACUGCGGCGCAAGCUUUGGUUGCUCCCAAACUCUCCUUUAGUCCUAUCGAACCAACGAUACUCCAGGGCAAGGUAGCCACCAGCUUUGCAAACACAUAUUACGUCGGACCAAACUGCGAGACACCCGUCACUGUCGCCAUGGACUCCGAGUAUCGCAACACGACCUGCCUCCAGAUUGACCACGUCGGCCACGCAUAUCACAACUACCAGCAAUGGAUAACCCAAUGGAGCCAGCUGGUAACCAGCAAGAACGAAACCUCAAGCCAACUCCGAAAGCGCCCACAGCCAACAGGCUCGCUCUGGGACAACACCACAGUAACAGGAAGCUGGAUCGACAUCCAAGACAUGGCCACGCUCUCCAAGAAGCACAGUCGGAUGGUCAACAAUAUAACAAUGGCAAUGCCGCACGGCGGCAUCCCCGCCGCAGCAAUGAACACCAAAAACAAUCUCAAACAACCCAUAGACACUUCCGGCGAAGGAAAAUAUAACAUAGAAGCCUCCGUCCCCUCACCAGCCGUCAACGUCCUCUGCGCCGGAAUGACCAAAAAGGAGCUCAGUCCCCUAGUCUACGCCUCCUGGCCCGGCGGCGACAAAUUCAAUGUAACAACCUGGAACUCCUCACCACCAGAAAACAUACCCCAUCCCGCAGACUGGAAAAACAGCACAGUCGUCGACUCACUCUUUCAAUUCGGCCCAAAAUACAGCCAAGUCUCACCCAUUUUCGGUAAAUAUCCACUCCCAUACAACACAAUCCUCAACACAACAGGUGUAUGGCCCGCAAACGCUAUCUACCUCCUCGGCGCAACACCGCCAACCAACAACACCAACAUGCCAGAGUACGUGAUGUGCUCUUUGCGCGCGAAACAAACAGGUACAUGCUCUACCAACUAUUCCGCCGACACGAGCGGUGCAUCCCUCAGCACGAACUGCGAGAACCCCUCAAACGGUCUACAGUACGACCGUCGCCAAGGCACGUACUACGAAGGCGUGUGGGAAGCAGACUGGAAGAAUAUCGCGUCCGAGUGGGGGAAUUCCCUGAGCUUGAAUGCGGGUAUUUCAGACGGCGCGGCUAGUAACGCCAGACUGCUGAUGCAGAUGAUGCCACGGUAUGACAAGACCGAGGAGACUUUUACGCUGGACCCGACUAUGCCAUCUAUUGCCGAGGCGUUGGCGGUCAUGGCUGGGAGCACGCUUAUCCUUAGCUCGCAGAAUGCGCCGUUCGUUCCGUUCUGGAAUUACAGUACCGAGAACAAGAAUGUGCUUGCCGAGCCUGUUUACCAGAUCUUUAAUGCUUCUAUCCAGGCUGUUGGGUAUGCUUCCUUUGGGGCGGAGAAGUGGCAGGGGAUAUUCUACGUGAUUCUCGUUUUUGCAUUUCUGACCAGCGCUGUCUGUCUCGGGUUUAUGAUUGUCGAGGCGCGCGGUCGACAGGUGACUGAUUUUACGGAGCCGCAGAAUCUGUUUGCGCUUGCAGUGAAUAGUCCGCAGACGAGUCGGUUGGAGGGUGCAUGUGGAUGUGGGCCUUGGGGAAAGCAGUUGAAGGAGAGGUGGUUUAUUGGGAUGGAGGAGGAUGAUGAGCAUUAUUAUAUUCGGAGUAAGACGGAAGAGAAGAUUCCUCUUCUUCGGAAGACGGUGGAUUCGAUGCCUCUGGAGCCGAUGGAGAUUGAAGAUGGCGGUGGGAGGAUGCUCAGUCCCAUGGUUGAUGAGUUUAGGAAGGUCUCGAAGCGGCAUUCGUUUUUGGCGAAGCUGUAUUGA